AGAAGCCACCGCACGUGACGCGCGUCAAGUUGGGCUCCGGGACUACGGGGCGGCACCCCGGCCUGGGCGUCCAGGGCAGCCCCCGACGGGCGGCGGGCGGGAAUGCCCAACUCCAGUCUCAGGGGCGCCAGAAGCCAGCGGGGUUCAGACAAACGACUCCCCCACCACCUCCCGCCACCCUAAACGUCUACCCCGCCGGCCAUGGGUAGCCGCGAUCACCUGUUCAAAGUGCUGGUGGUGGGGGACGCCGCGGUGGGCAAGACGUCCCUGGUGCAGCGCUAUUCCCAGGACAGCUUCAGCAAACACUACAAGUCCACGGUGGGAGUGGAUUUUGCUCUGAAGGUUCUCCAGUGGUCCGACUCCGAGGUGGUGCGGCUCCAGCUGUGGGACAUUGCAGGGCAAGAACGCUUCACCUCUAUGACCCGUCUGUAUUACCGGGAUGCCUCUGCCUGUGUUAUUAUGUUUGAUGUUACCAAUGCCACUACCUUCAGCAACAGCCAGAGAUGGAAACAGGACCUGGACAGCAAACUCACACUGCCCAAUGGGGAUCCUGUGCCCUGCCUGCUCCUGGCCAACAAGUGUGACCUGUCCCCUUGGGCGGUGAGCCGAGACCAGGUUGAUCGGUUCAGUAAAGAGAAUGGCUUCACAGGUUGGACAGAGACAUCAGUCAAGGAAAACAAGAACAUUAAUGAGUCCAUGAGGGUUCUCAUUGAAAAAAUGAUGAACAAUUCCAAAGAAGACACCCUGUCGUUGUCCACCCAAGGGAACUACAUCAACAUAGAAACCAAGUCCUCCUCUGGCUGGACCUGCUGCUAACGGUUGUUUUUCCUCACAGUCUUAAGUGUUUUUUCCAUCUCUGCUACUCGGUGGGCCCUGCCUGAGUUGCAUCAAGCACAGUGAACUGUCUAGUGAGCAGGACCAGCCGCACCUGGAAAGACAUCUGAGGCCGCGUGCAUUUCUGCAGCCCCAACAACUUGGCUCUCAUCUGCUGCUGCCCCUCUGGCUCCGUCAGAACCUUCGGGAUAAGAAAAGUCACCUCACUCUUUGCUCUGGGAUCUGGGAUUCUGUGGAACUCAGUAUCUGUGUCUCUUUUUUUUUAGGGGGGCAGGGUGGAGGGCACACCCAGUGGUGCUAAGGGCUUACUCCUGUCUCUGUGCUCAAGAUUCACUCCUUGUGGUCUUGAACGACCAUAUGUUGGUGCCAGGGACCAAAUCCAGGUCAGCUGAGUGCAGGGAAGAUACCUAAACCCACUGUGGUCUCAUGCCUUGUAGAUUUUUAAAAUUUUUUUUUCCUUCCAAUUAUUCUCUCCUAUCUCUCUGUCUCUCUCUGUGUGUCUCUCUUUAUCUCUCUCUGUCUUUGUCUCUCUGUCUCUGUCUCUUUCUCUCUUCCCUUCUCUUCCCUCGCCCCAUCCCCACCCCAUUGAUUUUACCAUUUAUAUUUUUGUUGAGGAGCUGUUCCUGACUCUUCCUGGCAAUGUUCAGGGAACCAUAUGUAGUGCAGGAUUGAAGUGGGACCCGCUGCAUGCAAGGCAAGUGCCUUACCUCCUGUGCUAUCCAUCUGGCCCCUCUGUUUUUUCUGUUGUUUUAUUUUUCUUUGGUGGAACCCAGGAUCUCAGAGUAGCCAGACAUGUGCCAUUUCCCUGAUCCGCACAUCUGUGUUUUAAGAAUCAUAAUUCUCACCUGGUUUUGAGCUUAUUUUUGCAUUUGAUAUAUGUUGAUAUCUCAAUCUAAUGAUUUCAGACAGCAAAUAAAAUAAGAGAGAAGGUC
Molecule: messenger RNA, 1766 nt
Organism: Sorex fumeus (smoky shrew)
Lineage: Eukaryota; Metazoa; Chordata; Mammalia; Eulipotyphla; Soricidae
Gene: RAB29
Product: RAB29, member RAS oncogene family
Exons: 6
Coding region: 202-816 (204 amino acids)
Biological process (GO): vesicle-mediated transport
Cellular component (GO): trans-Golgi network; Golgi apparatus; vesicle
Molecular function (GO): GTP binding; GTPase activity
Source: RefSeq, a predicted model, not a curated record